Messenger RNA from Closterium sp. Naga37s-1, 1008 nucleotides. The record is from the annotation of a GenBank genome assembly. Lineage: Eukaryota; Viridiplantae; Streptophyta; Zygnematophyceae; Desmidiales; Closteriaceae.
AUGGUGCUGGCAGUACGAAGCAUGGUGCUGGCAGUACGAAGCAUGGUGCUGGCAGUACGAAGCAUGGUGCUGGCAGUACGAAGCAUGGUGCUGGCAGUACGAAGCAUGGUGCUGGCAGUACGAAGCAUGGUGCUGGCAGUACGAAGCAUGGUGCUGGCAGUACGAAGCAUGGUGCUGGCAGUACGAAGCAUGGUGCUGGCAGUACGAAGCAUGGUGCUGGCAGUACGAAGCAUGGUGCUGGCAGUACGAAGCAUGGUGCUGGCAGUACGAAGCAUGGUGCUGGCAGUACGAAGCAUGGUGCUGGCAGUACGAAGCAUGGUGCUGGCAGUACGAAGCAUGGUGCUGGCAGUACGAAGCAUGGUGCUGGCAGUACGAAGCAUGGUGCUGGCAGUACGAAGCAUGGUGCUGGCAGUACGAAGCAUGGUGCUGGCAGUACGAAGCAUGGUGCUGGCAGUACGAAGCAUGGUGCUGGCAGUACGAAGCAUGGUGCUGGCAGGCGCUGCCUCUGCCUGCCAAUGUGCUCCAGCUUCUGUGCCAUGCCAUCGUUCACCCCAUUUCUUUGGGGCUGACAAGCAAGUCUUCACCCCUCACUGGUACGCCUCGCUCCUAGCCCGUCUGCAUCUCAACGCCUUCCGCAUCGCGCCGCUGCCCUCACUCACCACUGCAGCAGCAGCAGAGCACUGUCGCUUCGAUGCAACCACUCCAGACCGCAUCUCCCUCUCCUCAGCAGCACUCUUCCGAGCGGCGAGUGCAGCAGUGACGGGCGACGAGGCGGUCGGCACGGGGGUGUACCUCCUUCCUUCUUUCUUCAACCAUGACUGCGGUGCGUGCUCUCUGCUUGAUGCUGCAUGCUCUUUGCUUGAUGCUGCAUGCUCUUUGCUUGAUGCUGUGUGCUCUCUGCUUGAUGCUGCAUGCUCUUUGCUUGAUGCUGCAUGCUCUUUGCUUGAUGCUGCAUGCUCUUUGCUUGAUGCUGCGUGCUCUUUGCUUGAUGCUGCGUGCUCUGCUUGA